This is a messenger RNA of Ogataea parapolymorpha DL-1, 1536 nucleotides long. RefSeq names its product pH-response transcription factor pacC/RIM101. The transcript has a single exon. Gene Ontology annotation, biological process: positive regulation of transcription by RNA polymerase II. Gene Ontology annotation, cellular component: nucleus. NCBI's taxonomy places the organism in Eukaryota, Fungi, Ascomycota, Pichiomycetes, Pichiales, Pichiaceae. The record is from RefSeq and is a predicted model, not a curated record. The coding region runs from base 1 to 1536 and encodes 511 amino acids.
AUGAGCAAGUCCACGCUGAACGUCCAUCCUGUGGCGUAUUUGAAUGCCGAUUCUGACCAUCCUCGUCAGGGUGACGACAGAACUUCAAGAAAGUCACACUCUACGGAGUCCACCGGUUCUCCGAUAGGCUCCAUCUCCUCGUACACAGAGGUAUCCUCAGACCCUGACUCUCCGCCAGGUAUGCAGAGCACGAACUCUCCGCACAUCAAGCAGAAUGUCAACGCCACGAAUAACUCUACCUUAGGAACGAUGCUACCUAAUAUAUCUGCUUUAGAUGCUGCAUGUCAUCCGUUCGACUCGCAGUCAAGAUACCUUUAUCCAACUUUUAGGCCACAGGUUCCUCAAAUUCCUCAGGUCCCGCAAGCUUCUCAGGGACAUCAGAUUGCCCAACUGCCGUCUUUGUCACUUCCAACGCAAUCUUUUCCACCAGCGAGAGGUGAGAAAAACGGAGACGAGGGUCCUUUGCAAUGUAAAUGGAAAGAUUGCACAAAAUUUUGCGAUGAUGCGAAAACUCUUUACCAACACGUUUGCGACUUCCAUGUGGGCAGAAAGUCGAAUAAGAACCUCGAACUCAGUUGCCAAUGGGACGGUUGUCGCGUGGUUACCGUCAAACGUGACCAUAUUACCUCCCAUGUCAGAGUGCACAUUCCAUUGAAACCUUUUGCCUGUAACAUGUGUUCCAAAAAAUUCAAGAGGCCUCAGGACCUCAAGAAACACACCAAGACCCACUUUGACGACUCGAAAAAGAAUGCUGCGAAGCGCGAGAAGCAAUUUAACGAUUAUUCGAGAACAAACUGGAUUUACGGUUAUCCCGUCUACGACCACCCUCCUCUUCCUCACCCCUACGCUCUUCCUCCGCCACCUCCCGCUUCUCAGCCGAUCGAGAACAGAAAGCGCAAAUUCGAUCUUUCUUGGAAUGUUCCGACCUUGUACGAGGAUUUAAAACGCUCGAAAUUCCAGCCUACCUACAAUCCAGAAAUCGCACACAAGUUGAACGGAUUCGAUGCUACCAUGAUGCCAGGCUCUCGUCCUUCUGCUGAUUUCUCACUUCCGCCGCUGCACAACUCGAGAUACGGCGGAUUCCACUCUCAGCAGGAUUUGAUGGAUGCUUCGUCUUACUUCAGCCACAUGUCGAAUUCCAUGUCUUACGACCAAUUCCAUCUAAAACCGGCUGUUGCUGGUAACGGCCAGCUCUACCCAAUGCUGCCUUCUAAGACUCCCCACGUCAACAUGUCUGACUCUGAUCACGUGAAACGGCUGAAUGUGAGCUCCACACAAAGAUCCACGGAGGCGGAGCUUGUUAGUAGGCUUGCUGCUGUUGAGCUAUCCGAGUCGUCAGACGACGACGAUGACCAUUCGAGCUACUAUGAUGGUUCGGACUCUGAGUCAGAUUCUGAGGACGCUGAGCAAUGGGCGCAAUUCUACAAGCAUCGCGAGCUUAUCAGUACGAUUUCCGCUUAUUUGAAUGAUCUGGUGGAAGAAUUGGACAAGCCGCAGACCUCGAGACAAUCUCUUUACCCAGCAAUUAGUGUUUAG